Messenger RNA from Limanda limanda (common dab), 3228 nucleotides. It is a transcript of the gene ciarta, whose product is annotated as circadian associated repressor of transcription a. The record is from RefSeq and is a predicted model, not a curated record. Lineage: Eukaryota; Metazoa; Chordata; Actinopteri; Pleuronectiformes; Pleuronectidae. Bases 205 to 1236 code for a protein of 343 amino acids. Gene Ontology annotation, biological process: negative regulation of DNA-templated transcription; circadian regulation of gene expression. The transcript has 5 exons. Gene Ontology annotation, cellular component: nucleus. Gene Ontology annotation, molecular function: RNA polymerase II cis-regulatory region sequence-specific DNA binding.
AGCGAGCCGCCCACCAGGAGCACAAGGAAGGGGAUCGAACUACCGGCAGCAGAGGAGCCACCGAGCACCGCCGAGUCCGCACCAGUCCACCGACCGCUCCGUGAACGAGUACCCGGGAUCUGACUCACCUGCUCCGGGGGUUUUAUCCACAGUUUCCCGCUGAUAUCCGCAGUUUGUAGAAGCCGCUUCUGCUCCAGGUUGAAGAUGAAUUCCCUGGGCAGCUCUUCCAAAUGGCCGUCUUACAACGCGCUGCCCUCCACCUUGACCUUUGUCCUGAGUGAGAGUGAGCAGACUGAGGAUGAGGCAGACGUCUUCUCGGAGGGAGAGGGAGACAGUGGCAAAGGGAAGUCCCCCUCGGCCGGGGACGGACUCACGUUCUCUGGAGGUUACCUCGAUUUCCGACCGUAUCCGGAUCAGCGGUACGCGAGGUCCAGGAGAGAAGAGUCCAAACGCUGCGCCGAUGGAAGUAUACAUCCAAGCUCCGCCUCCUCUCCUGGAGCCGCCACAUUAGGCUCAUCCUCGGCGACACCAGGGGAUCUGGCCUUCGCUCAGAAGUGCGCAGAUUUGCACAGGUUCACCCGGCCUUUGCUCGGACUCCUGCACGGACUGAAGACAGGACGAUUUGACAAAGGGUUAACCACUUUCCAGCAGAGUGUUGCCAUCGACAGAUUGCAGAGGAUUCUUGGGAUUCUGCAGAAGCCUGAUAUGGGAGAGAAAUACCUCCAGAAUCUGCUACAGAUAGAGAUGAUGUUAAAAAUCUGGUUCCCUCAGUUGGCGUUUCAAACAAUAGUUACACCGAACCCGACCAUCACGCCCCGGUAUCCACCACACUGGCGCCAAAACCAGCUCCACAUGCCAGUCAAGAAGAGAAAAAUGAGCUGGUCCGAUCCUGGAAUCCCAACCAAACACAAGCACCAUCACAAGCACAAAGAACAGUGGAGCUUCCAGACCUCGACUACACUCAACACCGUCACCACACGUCUCCCCGAACCACCUAAGAACCUGAAAUCUCCCGAGGAGGAAACAGUUGGAGCAGCCGGCUGCAGCUGCAGAGCCGGACACGAGUCCACAGACAGCAGCGGCACUUUGAGCAGGCCGUCGUACUCGUGCAGCACGAGAGAGAAUGAUAAUCGGAACCAGUCCGAGACUUCUCCACCUUCACACUGUGGCAGCCCGGCGACACAAGACAACUCGGUGUCCUCCAGUGACACCAUUACCACAAAUGACUCACAUUAGCUGGACUCAGCUGACCUUGCUACCACAUGGAGGUGCCACAACGUGCCGGCCAGAGUGACGCUACAGGGCGGACUCGAUUACAUAAGCAUUGACUUAGUGUAAUGCAAAGGCAUUACUGGCUGCCGGUCACUUAAUACCCCGGGAGGAAGGGGGGGAAAUGCAGAUGGACACUCUCCAACCUCCAACUAUCCAGUGUGGAUUUUGAUGACCCCAGAGUUGUUGAACUUUAUUAUUAGGAAAUGUGUAUUAUUUGUCUUUAAGAGAAUCGCUUUUAUAUACAUUGAAGUCAAAAGAUAUAGGGAAUACUUCACAAGUGUAAUGAGUUAAAGCAAUCUGUGCUCGGUUUUAUAUUUUAUUCAUAUCAUGGAGCUCAGCCCAAACAGUAACAGGAUAGGAUUUCAUGCCACUGGUGGAAAAACAGAAAUAGCACAUAUCACUUUAAGGACAGUGAACAAAGAGGAUCAUUGCUGGUGCAGUUUAAAGCUGUGACAGUUAAAGACAGUCGUCUAUAAAAUAUAUUAAAAAAAAAAAAAUUAAAUGAGCUUUUUCUCAUACAUCUGAUUUUAUUGCACAUAUGUUGGUAAACUGAUUAUCUAUUGGUUCUAAAUUGAACUUAUGGCACUUUUUUAUGGGCAUUUGUCUAUAUUUUGGAAUAUAUAACGGACCAAACAAUAAAACGAUGAGAGAAAAUAAUUUAUAGCUUAAUAAAUAGUCUAAAAUACAUGCAGCCCUUUUACAUACACAUAAAACAAAAUGCCAUUUGAGAAAGUUACAGGUUUUUUUCUUUCCUCUUGAUUGUAGCGUAAAUAGAAUGUAACUGCCAAACAAAAGUAGUUUGAUAUGAUAGUUCAGAAUGUUAUCAUAUCAAACAAACCACUACACAGUCGCUACCUAUUUAUAUAUUUAACAGAUGCGAUAAUCUUUGCUUCCGUGUAAAUAAGAACUGCAAAGUGCAAAAAAUCUUGCACAGGAAAAAACCACAACCUGAGUUUUGUGAGGAUGAUGUAGAAAAUGUAGUAUUUGAUAAACACGUGAGCUUUGAGUGACUUUUUCAUAGAAGAUUCAAGAGAACUAAUUUAUUUGAUCCUGUGUGAAUUAGAACUGAUGCAAUUUGACUUUGUGACCCAAUCAGGAAGUGUUGCACAUCAGAAGAGUUCCUAUUGGCAGAUUGGUUACACAAUAACCAGACGUGUGUUACACCAGAUGAGUUAUUUUUGUGUGCUUGAAUGAGGAGUUUUAUCAGCAAACUUUUCAUAUUUUGUGUUUAUUUAAUUAAAUUUUGGCACUUUGGAUGGAAUUUGAAAGGUGUGAUAAAAGUAAAAAUGUUGCCCAUUGUACACGUUAAAUGCCCCAAUUUUACUGUUACUACGCGGGUUGAGAACAGGUUCUGUGUCCCAUUAUAAAUGGAAUUGUGUCACUGAAUUGUUCUUGUGGAAUUAGUUUUAUCACUCAAAGUGCUUUAUGAUUGAUCAUUUUGUUUUAUUUAAUAAGGAAUUAUGUCAUUGAGGUAAAGAAAACUUCAUUCCUGAGAACAUCAGGUAUUUUUGAUAGUAUUUGGGUGUUGUUCCACCAUAUUUGAAAAACUGAUAUCAUUCAUGUUGAAUGGCAUUUCAUCUCUGAGUUUGUCACCAGUCAGCCUUAACGGUAACCAUGAACUUGCCUGGAGUUACAUAAACACUUCUACUCAACUUGUGUUAUGUAACUAACGAUGGUAAAAUCCUCACGUGACCUCUCAUGUCAUUGCAAACCAAAUGUACUGCUGUGUCCCUCAGGCUUCACCAUUAGUCAUUUUCAUUGGCCUGGAAUUAGGCUGUUAAAAAUCCUAAUGUUUAGCAUGUGGUAAAGAACAAUAGUUCUGUGUUGCUUUGGUCUGUAAAAUGUCAUCAUGUCCUACAGUACAGGUUUUGCUGUGCUGGGUUACACGUCUGUUUCAAACAACAUUUGUAAUAUGAGAAUUCUGAAAAUUGUUGGAAGUAAAGAUCUUAUUCCCCA